ACGUGGCUUGGAAGUAGAGGGAGAAGCUAUCUUCCAAAAAUAUGAGUCUUUGAUUCAAUUUCUUAAUAUUAAUCUUCAACCAAAAUGUCAUCAUUCUUACCACUUCUCGCUUUAAUGGUUUAGGUUUUCCUAUCCCACCUUCUCUUCUUCACUGUUCUUCAUCAUCACUUCAAUCUUUUGUUUAUGGGUUUAAAGGAUUCUGGCCUAGGGUUCGUUCGUUCGGAGAUAAUGAAUCUGUUUUCUUCGGAAGACUUCUAAUUCGUCAAUCACCCACCUAAAAUUUUUCAUGGAUUUCUUAAUUAAUGUGAUUAUUUACAGUUAUGGUCUAUGUAUGAACUAGAUUUGUAUCAGAUUUCACCAGGUUUGGAGGAUCUUGAAUCAAAAUGUCGAAAUCCCGCAUGAUUCAUCCACCUCUGGUUGAUACAACAGCUUGUUUAUGCAGAGUAGAUGGAGGGGCAAGGAGAUUUGUCCCUGGAUCAAAACUCUGUCUUCAACCCGAUAUUAAACGAUCUGUUCAUCCAUCGAAGGAGAAACAAUCGACAAAUCGGGGCGAAAGGAGUAGGAAUCAAGCGCCUCUAAUCCCGGGAUUACCUGAUGAUCUUGCCAUAGCUUGCUUAAUCCGAGUGCCGAGAGUUGAACACUGUAAACUCCGGUUGGUUUGUAAACGAUGGUAUAGGCUUUUAUCAGGAAAUUUCUUCUAUUCCUUAAGAAAGAACCAAGGAAUAUCGGAAGAAUGGGUAUACGUAUUGAAACGAGAUAAAGAGGGUCGAAUCACAUGGCAUGCUUUCGACCCAACUCACCACCUUUGGCAUCCUCUGCCCCCUGUUCCAAACGAAUACUCCCAAGCUCUAGGGUUCGGAUGCGUCGUUCUAAGCGGUUGCCAUUUGUAUUUAUUAGGUGGAAAAGACCCGAUCAAGGGUUCGAUGAGACGCGUUGUGUUCUACAGCGCGCGAACCAAUAAAUGGCACCGAGCCCCCGACAUGCUUCGGAGACGUCAUUUCUUCGGAUCCUGCGUUAUAAACAAUUGUUUGUACGUCGCGGGUGGGGAAAACGAAGGGAAUCACCGUUCUUUGAGAUCAGCCGAGGUUUACGACCCUAACAAGAAUCGAUGGUCGUUUGUUUCGGAAAUGGGGACCGGGAUGGUUCCGUUUAUUGGGGUUGUGUUUGGAGGGAAGUGGUUCUUGAAGGGAUUGGGCGGUCAUAGACAAAUAUUGAGCGAGGUUUACGAACCUGAGACCGACAGGUGGCAAGCUGUUUACGACGGUAUGAUUGCGGGGUGGAGGAAUCCUUGUUGUUCGUUGAAUGGGAAUUUGUACGGUUUGGAUUGCGUUGACGGGUGUAAACUUAGGGUUUACGAUAAAGAUGGGGAUUGUUGGAAGAAGCAUGUUGAUAGUAAGAUGCAUAUUGGGAAUUCCAAGGCUUUAGAGGCUGCUGCUUUGGUUCCAUUGAAUGGGAAGCUUUGUAUAGUUCGAAAUAACAUGAGUGUUUCUUUGGUUGAUGUUUCGAGAUUUGAGGAUGUGAAGAAUUCGGUCGCGAUCGAGUGCUUGUGGGAGACGAUUGCGGGGAAAGAAGGGCAGUUUAAAACGUUGGUUAAUAAUAUAUUGUCUAGUCUUGCUGGAAGGAACCGGCCUAAGAGUCAUAUUGUUCACUGUCAAGUUCUUCAAGCUUGAACAGGUUAGCUAGCCUGCCCAUUGUGUUGUUUUUGAUCAAAAAAGUUGCAUAAUGUUCGGUUUUUGGUCUACUUUUUUUUAUUGUAGUUUGAUUAGUAUUUGGAUCAGGAAAUUUCACAUGGUAAUACACAAAUCAUGUUUAUACACUUUUGUUGUUUAUUGCAUUGCAUAAGAUAAAUUUGAUUGCUAAUCAUGUAAAUUACUUAGGUCAAAGAUCAAUUAAGUAAUAAGUUCUUGAAUUAUCA
This is a messenger RNA of Impatiens glandulifera, 1915 nucleotides long. RefSeq names its product F-box/kelch-repeat protein At1g55270-like. Gene Ontology annotation, molecular function: protein binding. The record is from RefSeq and is a predicted model, not a curated record. The coding region runs from base 384 to 1670 and encodes 428 amino acids. NCBI's taxonomy places the organism in Eukaryota, Viridiplantae, Streptophyta, Magnoliopsida, Ericales, Balsaminaceae. The transcript is spliced from 4 exons.